AAAAUGUUCAAAUAGCAUAUCGAUCGGCAGGGGCUCAUACGCUGCCCUGAACUGACAAGCGCGUUAUGUCAAAGAUGCAUAAAAAACCGGAGGCUCGUUCUGCUUCUCUCUCUCAGGGCGCUGUCGACUGCUGCGCGCUGAAAGACAUAAACCGUUGUGGUCUCUGUGAAGAUCUCAAUGCAACUACUAGAAACGCCAUCCUGAACUUAAUUAAGCAAGUUGAAAGGCAAAAGAAACUGCAUUUCAACAAAACCGAACUCAGCAUUUUACUGCACAUGUGCGUCGAGAUCACAGGUCGUGAGGUUCGUGACAUGACGAUGGAUGAGUUGAAGACGUUUUUGUAUGGGACGUUGGACAUAACGAAUCCGUUUAGCUUGGAUGGCUUGUGCAGAGCCUGUAUGCAAAAUUCAAGACAGAUCAAGAAAACUGUGAGCCCGGUAGAUUUUGUCCAAUUGCUAUCAGUAUUACUGAGAGGAACAUUAAGCGAGCGAGCAGAGCUGGCAUUCCGAAUCAUGGAUAUAGAUUCUGAUGGACUUAUACGCCGAAAUGUGGAGGUUCGCAGACUGCUACAUGAUACAUUUAAUGUAUCAAUUGCUGCGCAAAAUCCGGAAAUAGACCCUGACGAGCCAGUACGUGACACAAUCAAUUAUUUGUGUGAGAAGCUACAGUGCACACUCACCCAACCAGUCUCACUGGACCGAUUUCGAGCGUUGGCCCAAGAACAUCCUUGGAUAGUUGAAAGUCUCCUUCCCUGCAUACCCUCUGAAAUGACCAACCUUGUGUUUCAGACACUUUUUAGCACUCAUAUCCGGCUACCAUCGCUGGAACCAGCUCCAAAGAUAGCCAACAAGUAAUUCUGGGUCCAAAUGUAAAGCAAGCAUCAGAAGAGAUAGGGUUAGCUUAAAGUCUGUACUGGAAGCGGUGCUACUGGAAGUUGUAGGGGAAUAAAUCCUUUCAUUUCUUUGUACCAUGCACUUGCGAAGGUCAUACAAUUAUGUUACGCAGACAUACUUUUAAAAACUACUCAGUCUGUUGCGGCUCACAUCCUAACCAAUAACCCACUUAUAAAUACAGAUUUUUGGCACCGUCGACCAUUCAGAAGACAAGGAUAGUUAUCAUCGCUGGCACCGAAGUGGUCCGGUUAUAAGAAUGUAACCCACGGAUCCGGGGUCCAAGAAACAACAGUGGAAGAACAUCAGUCAUUUGAACUGAUGCUUCGAUGGAACAAUAGAAAAAUGUUUUAAUACGGGUACGCAUU
Messenger RNA from Dicrocoelium dendriticum, 1258 nucleotides. The record is from the annotation of a GenBank genome assembly. NCBI's taxonomy places the organism in Eukaryota, Metazoa, Platyhelminthes, Trematoda, Plagiorchiida, Dicrocoeliidae.